Messenger RNA from Loa loa (African eye worm), 1359 nucleotides. Its product is annotated as nucleosome assembly protein 1. The transcript is spliced from 8 exons. Gene Ontology annotation, cellular component: chromatin; nucleus. Lineage: Eukaryota; Metazoa; Nematoda; Chromadorea; Rhabditida; Onchocercidae. Gene Ontology annotation, molecular function: histone binding; chromatin binding. Bases 128 to 1111 code for a protein of 327 amino acids. The record is from RefSeq and is a predicted model, not a curated record. Gene Ontology annotation, biological process: nucleosome assembly.
GAUGGGAUAGGUCUAGUUUGGUGCUUAUUGUAGUUGUAGUGAGGUUUGAGACGGCUGUUUGUUGGAAUCGGAAUUGGGAUUGCUACGAGUUUGUGGAGUGGAACUGGUGAAAUUUUAGAGUAAGGGGAUGGAAUCGAAGAAUGUUGAUGAAUUAACCAAACCAAAUGGUUAUGAUGCGGAAGGCAAGGAGUUCAUCAGCGCCCUUCCUAAAAGCAUCAAACGACGAAUUCAAGCACUGAAAAAACUUCAAGUGGAGGGUAUCAAUGUUGAAGCCCAUUUCUAUGAGCGUGUGCAUCAGUUAGAGGUAGAAUUUGCACCGAUGUUCGGUGCUUUGCAUGAUAAGAGAAAGGCGAUUGUAACGGGUAAUUAUGAACCCACCGACGACGAAGCCAAUUUUCCCAUCCUGCAUGGUUAUACAAAGGAGGAAAUAGACCAAAUGAAUGAAGCAUCAGCCCCGGAACCUAACGAACCAAUAAAAGGCGUCCCAUGUUUUUGGUUACACCUGCUUAAAAAUGUAGAUCAUAUCUGUGAGAUGAUUCAAGAGCAUGAUGAACCAAUACUUCAGCAUCUCAUUGAUAUAACAUGUGACGUUCAGACUAACCCGGAUUCAUAUACUCUGACAUUCCAUUUCGAACCCAAUGAAUAUUUUACCCAAACGGAGUUGAAGAAAUUUUAUACCCUACAAGUUGCUCCGGAUGAAGAUGAUAUUUUUGAUUACGAUGGUCCGGUAAUAAUCAAUACCAAGGGUACCGAAAUAGAUUGGAAGGUUGGAAAAAAUGUUACAAAAAAGAUAAUCAAGAAAAAGCAGAAGAAAGGGAAUGGUGCUGGUCGCUUCAUUACAAAAGCUGUCAAAGUUGACUCUUUCUUCAACUUUUUCGACCCUCCGCCUAUGAAAAAUAAGAAUGAAAUCAAUGACGAUGAUGAUGAUGCCGAAACUCAGGCACUGCUGCAAGCUGAUUUUGAGGUUGGCCAGUUAUUCCGUGACCAAAUUGUGCCUAGAGCGGUGCUGUUUUACACAAAGGAAGCGAUGGAGGAUAACGAUAUGUUUGAAUAUGAUGGCGAUGAAGACGAAGAUGAGACGGAAUUGGCUGACGAAAGCGAUAAUGAAUAGCUUCUGUCGUCGGAAUUAUCUGCCUAAUAAAUAAAAUCACUCAUCAGAGUACUGUCAAAGUGUUUUAACCGUUUCACCGUUUUUUUCAAUAUUUCUGAUGAAAUGUUUUUGAUCGUGAAAAUUUUUCGAUGAAUUUUUUUUGGUGUUUUUGAAACAUACAGACAUACAAAUCGUUUGCUGCUUUGGAAAAAACAAUGUUACGUAUCAUUUUUACAAAAAAAGAAAGUAUUAAAGUCUUUUGUUGUGCA